Molecule: messenger RNA, 840 nt
Organism: Exophiala mesophila
Lineage: Eukaryota; Fungi; Ascomycota; Eurotiomycetes; Chaetothyriales; Herpotrichiellaceae
Exons: 5
Coding region: 1-840 (279 amino acids)
Molecular function (GO): iron ion binding; monooxygenase activity; oxidoreductase activity, acting on paired donors, with incorporation or reduction of molecular oxygen
Source: RefSeq, a predicted model, not a curated record
AUGCCGGAUGCUUUGAGCCGAUUUCUUGAGAUCACAGACCAUGAGAUAGAACGAUAUGACGAGGAAGGAAAAAACAGUGAAGGGGCAAGAACAGAUCUACUGGCCCAAAUUAGAUCCAAGCAGCAAAUCAGCGAGAACAUCAACCACAAGGACCUAGUCAAUCACUUGUCUAAUAACAUUCUUGCAGGGAGCGACACUACAGCUAUAGCCCUGCGUUCGUGCUUCUACUACCUGAUCAAAACCCCAUCUGCGUACCACAAACUACAGACUGAGCUUGACCAGGCCAAUGCUCGCGGCGAAUUGUCGCGGUACAUAACGCACGAGGAAUCCAUGCGCCUGCCAUACCUCCAAGCAGUCAUCAAGGAGGCACUGCGUAUUCAUCCAGGUAUCGGCUUUCCUCUGGAGAGAUACGUCCCUGAGGGAGGAGUGACAGUUUGUGGCAUUCACUUGCCCGCCGGUACCAACAUCAGCAUGAGCGCCCCAACCGUCCACUACAACCCAGCGAUCUACGGGCCUGAUGUUGACAGUUUCCGGCCGGAGCGAUGGUUAGAGUCCCCGCUUGAGCAAAUUCGGGAAAUGGAUCGAUGUUUCCUUGCGUUCGGGCAGGGUGCGAGGACAUGCACAGGCAGAAACAUUUCACUCCUGGAGAUAGGAAAAUUUUUACCUCAGAUCAUGCGUCAAUUUGAUCUGGAGUGGGCGUCGAAUGAGGCUGAGUGGAAAACCGAUGCCGCCUGGCUUUGGGUACAGUCGGGCUUGAUUGUACGAUUCAAGCAACGAGGACAGAAGACGCGAGAGACAGAAGAAAUUGUCCAACCAGCUGUGGAAUCCAUUAAACUUUAG